Molecule: messenger RNA, 2717 nt
Organism: Bufo gargarizans (Asiatic toad)
Lineage: Eukaryota; Metazoa; Chordata; Amphibia; Anura; Bufonidae
Gene: IMMT
Product: inner membrane mitochondrial protein
Exons: 15
Coding region: 138-2402 (754 amino acids)
Biological process (GO): cristae formation
Cellular component (GO): MICOS complex
Source: RefSeq, a predicted model, not a curated record
GAGUGGGUGUGGUCAGAGAAGGAGGCGUGGGCGGUGUCAGUUCGGGCUGCGCGGUCACUCUUCUCAUUCAUCCCGUGCCGGGACAUGGUGUGUUGAGUCGGUUACCGGACUGAUUACUCCCCGUUACCACAGGGAACAUGCUUCGGGUGUGCAGGAAGGCCCGUGCGGCGGCGCUCGCUAAGGAAUGUCUGUGUGUGAAGAAAUCACUUAACCCUCUGCGCGUGACAAGAGCUUAUUCCACAGAGCCAUCUGGGUCUUCUGCUGGGAAGAUCAUUGCUGCGGGGCUCCUCUUCGCUGGUGGUGGUGUCGGGGGCACCGUACUCUAUGCCAACUGGGAUCCCAGGUUCCGGGAAAAUGUGGAGAAGUCUGUUCCUUAUUCUGACAAACUCUUUGAGCUGGCUCUAGGGCCUGCACCAUAUAACCUCCCAGUGCCAAAGAAACCAGUAAAGGAUUCUGGGCCAUUAAAGAUUUCCAAACAACCUAAGAAAGAAAGUAUUGAAGCACCACCCGUACCUGGUCAAAAUGUGGAAGCUUCAUUGCACGUAGCACAGAUCAUAUCUGCCACUGGUGAUGCCGUUUCAGUCCCAGCGGCAGUGGUGCAUGAAGAGGAGCUUCCCAAGGUAUCCGAGACAGGAGAGAAGAAGCCCAAACACCCAGCAGGUUCAGAAGCAGAGCACUGUAAGGAGUGCGAGCAUGAGGAAUCUCACCACCUGAAGGAACGUCCCGCUGAGGAGGUGGCCGCGCGCCUCGUACAGCAGGAGAAAGAAGAGAAGGAAAAGAUUGAGUCUUUAGCAGUCUUACUAGAGGAAGCUCUAAGCAGUACUGCCCGCGUCACCCUCCAGGCCGUCACCGCCCAGGAGUCCGCUGUACAAGCUGUCAACUUUCAUGCCCAGAAGCUGCGUGAAGCAAUGGAUGAAACCCAGGUGCCUGCUGAACAGAAGUCCUUGCAGUGGAGGGAUUUGGAGGAUGCCUUGAAGGUGCGCAGCAGAGCUGUGGAUGAGGCGGCUGAUGCUCUACUCAAAGCAAAGGAAGAGCUUGAGCGGAUGCGGGGCGUUAUUGAUAACUCCAAGAAGAACGCGGUCAACGGCGCCAAACCUCAUAUCAUGUCUGCAGAGGAAAAUUUGCAUCGUAUGAUUGUGGACCUGGAUAACGUUGUUAAAAAGGUGCAGUCUGCUCAGUCCGAAGCGAAGAUCGUGGCUCAGUACAAUGAACUGGUGGCCGUCGCCCGAGAGAAUUUUCAGAAGGAGCUCGACAGUAUUACACCGGAAGUGCAUCCGGGCUGGAAGGGGUUAAAGAUUUCCGAUUUAGCCGGCAAGCUGAGCACUGAAGACCUGAACUCCCUGAUUGCCCAUGCCCACCGCCGCAUCGACCAGUUACACAAGCAGCUGGCGGAGUACCGGGUGCGGGAACAGCAGCACAUCGAAGCCGCGUUAGACAAACAGAAACUGGAGAACAACAAAGCUCUGGAAACUGCUGUGUCCAAGGCGCUGGAGCAUUACCGUGCCGAGAUCAAGAUGGAGCAGGACAGGAAGGUGGAAGAAGUGCGGGAGGUGAUGGAGGCGGAGAUGAGGACCCAGAUGCGCAGACAAGCUGCUGCUCACACUGACCACCUGAGGGACGUCCUUGGUGUCCAGGAGCAGGAGCUGAAGGCUGAGUUCCAGCAGUCCGUCUCCGAGAAACUGUCCGAACAAGAAAUGCAGUUCAGACGUCUCUCUCAGGAGCAGCUUGAUGGCUUCACGCUGGACAUUAACACUGCCUAUGCCAGGCUGAAGGGCAUUGAGGAGGCAGUGGAAGGACACGCCGUCGCUGAAGAAGAGGCCAGAAAAGCCCAUCACUUGUGGCUCUCCAUUGAAGCUUUAAAAUUUACAUUGAGAUCCGCUUCAGGUGAACAUCCCACCGAACCUCUGGAGGGCGCUGUCCAGGGAAUAAGAGCAAGCUGCUCCAACGAUGAAUUUACAGGAGCUCUGACCGCCGCUCUGCCCCAAGAGUCGCUGCAUCGCGGUGUCUACAGCGAGGAGGCACUGAGAUCCCGAUUUCAUACCGUCCGUAACCUCGCCCGCCGGGUGGCACUGAUUGAUGAAACCAGAAACAGUCUCUACCAAUACUUUCUCUCCUACAUACAGUCCAUUCUCGUGUUCGAACCUAAACAUCUCCGACCCCCCAGCGAGCUGAGCACCGAGGACCUGGACACAUUUAAACUGCUUUCUUAUGCCUCCUAUUGCAUCGAACAUGGCGACCUGGAGCUGGCAGCAAAAUUUGUCAACCAGUUGAGAGGAGAGUCUAGACGGGUGGCUCGUGACUGGUUAACCGAGGCGCGCCUCACCCUAGAAACAAAGCAGGUCAUCGACAUCCUAUCCGCCUACGCCAGCGCCGUUGGGUUGGGUACAACACAAGUGCAAUAACUUAAAGGGAAGUGUAAUGUGAUGCUCGAAGUGUUGCAGAAUCCGUUCCCCUGUCACAGAAAAAUCCUAAGUUAAAUUCUGGUUGUUUGGCGUUUGUAGACUAUGCAGAUCACAGUAAAGAUUUGUUGCACUCUGACCCCUCCAAAAUGACGGCACUCUUUCUUUAUCAUGUCUGCACUCUCCAGGAAUGCCACGCCCUGUACCCUGUAUUACGUUUUUAAGUAUUCAGGUUUUACUGAUCCAAACCAAAUGAGAAUAAUUCUGAUCAUUUACUGUUCAUGCCUCCUGGAACCUCUGAAUAAAUCAGAAAUCCGA